Messenger RNA from Pteronotus mesoamericanus, 3349 nucleotides. RefSeq names its product interferon induced protein with tetratricopeptide repeats 5 (gene IFIT5). Bases 227 to 1675 code for a protein of 482 amino acids. The transcript has 2 exons. Gene Ontology annotation, biological process: defense response to virus. NCBI's taxonomy places the organism in Eukaryota, Metazoa, Chordata, Mammalia, Chiroptera, Mormoopidae. Gene Ontology annotation, molecular function: protein binding; RNA binding. The record is from RefSeq and is a predicted model, not a curated record. Gene Ontology annotation, cellular component: cytosol.
CCCCCAGCUCCAGUCCUGCCUUUAACAAAGACAAACGCCCUGGCACCGAGGCGCUGCGUAUCCUCGUGGGAAGCGCGGGCCCGCCCAUCAGCACCCUUGCGCACACGCACAAGCUCUGCAGCUCGGCUCCCCGCCGCUCAGCAGCGCAUCAUCCGGGUCCUAAGGAGGAACCCCGAGGGGAGUGCAGACUGCUGCCUGCCAGGACGACCCCCGGAGCCCAGCCACCAUGAGUGAGAUUCCUAAGGACUCCUUGAAGGCCGUUCUGUUGGAGUUAGAAUGUCACUUUACAUGGAAUCUGCUUAAGGAAGACAUUGAUCUGUUUGAAGUGGAAGAUACAAUUGGGCAACAGCUUGAAUUUCUUACCACAAAAUCUAGACUCACUCUUUAUAACUUAUUGGCCUAUGUGAAACACCUAAAAGGCCAAAAUAAAGACGCCCUAGAGUGCUUGGAACAAGCAGAAGGAAUCAUCCAGCGGGAACACUCAGACAAAGAAGAGGUACGAAGUCUGGUCACUUGGGGAAAUUACGCCUGGGUGUAUUAUCACAUGGACCAGCUUAAAGAAGCGCAGAAGUAUACAGAGAAGGUAGGGAACGUCUGCAAGAAAAUGUCCAGUCCUUCUAACUACAAACUGGAGUGUCCUGAGAUUGACUGUGAGAGAGGGUGGGCACUCCUGAAAUUUGGAGGGAAGUAUUACCAAAAGGCUAAAGCAGCUUUUGAGAAGGCUCUGGAAGUGGAACCAGACAAUCCAGAAUUUAACAUCGGCUAUGCCAUUACAGUAUAUAGGCUGGAUGAUUCUGACAGAGAAGGGUCUGUAAAGAGCUUUUCCCUGGGCCCUCUGAGGAAGGCUGUUACCUUGAACCCAGAUAACACCUACAUUAAGGUUUUCCUGGCACUGAAGCUUCAAGAUGUACAUGCAGAAGCUGAAGGGGAAAAGUAUAUUGAAGAAAUCCUGGACCAGAUAUCUUCUGAACCUUAUGUCCUCCGUUAUGCAGCCAAAUUCUACAGGAGAAAAAACUCCUGGGACAAAGCUCUGGAACUUUUGAAAAAGGCCUUGGAGGUGACACCAACCUCUUCUUUCCUGCAUCACCAAAUGGGACUUUGCUAUAGGGCACAAAUGAUCCAAAUCAAGAAGGCCACGCGCAACAGACCUAAAGGAAAAGACAAACUGAAAGUCGAUGGGCUGAUCGCUUCUGCUAUUUUUCACUUCAAGGCAGCUGUGGAACGAGACUCUAUGUUUGCGUUUGCCUACACAGACCUGGCCAACAUGUAUGCUGAGGGAGGCCAGGAUAGCGAUGCUGAGGACGUUUUCCAGAAAGCCCUCCGUCUGGAGAACAUAACCGAUGAUCACAAACAUCAGAUCCACUACCACUAUGGCCGUUUCCAGGAGUUUCACCGUAAAUCAGAAAAUACUGCCAUCCACCAUUACUUAGAAGCCUUAAAGGUCAAAGACAGGUCGUCCCUACGUACCAAACUGACGAGUGCUCUGAAGAAACUGGCUACCAAGAGACUUAGUCACAAUGCUUCAGACGUGCAGAGUUUAAGUGCCCUAGGGUUUGUUUACAAGCUGGAGGGAGAAAAGAGGCAAGCUGCUGAGUACUAUGAGAGGGCCCAAAAGGUAGAUCCAGAAAAUGCAGAAUUCCUCUCUGCUCUCUGUGAGCUUCGACUUUCCAUUUAACUACAUACUCUAAGAAAUCAGUGUUAAAGCUCUUCCCUCUAUUUUGGGUUCUUAUAUUUCUGUUUAUUGUUUUAAUCCAUUCAUUAUAGGGUCAAUUUUUAGGGAAUGGUCAUUGUGUACCAGGCAUUAUGUUAACUACUUUAUAUACAUUAUGAUGAAUCAUUGGCUGUUUUCUACUUUCUUAAUUAAAAUACUCUAAUUCUUUAAGGAACAGCAACAUUCCAGCUGUUGUAACUUUUAAAAAUGGCAUAGCCAUUAUGACUGUAUCCCCUUUAUCUCUGCUAUUUAUAAUAAUGUUCUGAUUAAGUUUUGUUAAAUUUCCCAUAUUCAUGCAGUGAGAAUAAUCCUACAUAAAUCUUUGACACCUAGUUCAGGAACACUGUUUCAGGGGUGCCCAUUUAUAUUAAGUUCUUAAUUAUGUAGCAUGUAAAAGAUGGAAUCUUCCCAGCUACAGAUGUUCUGACUUUGAAGAGGAUAUUUAACCAUUAACCUAAAGAAUCCUCUUUGUUGGAAGAAAAAAGUUCAUAAUAAAGUUUGUCAUCUCUGAUGACUGCAAUAAAAGAAAUAACUAGAACAUGAGAAAAAAAGAUUUCCUCAAAUACAGAGCUUUGGGAUCCAUGAAAAAUCAGAAGUAUUAUCUCCCAAAAUGUUAAGUAGCUAGAAACAGAUGUGAGGGGAAAAAUGAAGAAUGGGAAAUCAUUAGUCUCGAGUUUCUCUGGUUCUUUAACUGGAAGAAUAAACUUACACUGAAUCAAGAUGGAGUUUUUUUUUUUCAAAUUAGAAUUGCAGUAUUUUUAGGUUAUAAUCAUUUGAGAUUAAAAAUCAGACCAGUUGAGAAAUUGGAAAGAAAGACAAGCAAAUGCAUAAAAGUCCCUAGUCUAGUGAUUUAGUAUUGGGUCUGGACUGGGUAGAGUUCUUAUACCCCUCAUUUCUGGCCUUUGGUUAACUGUUUUAGAAUUCCAGGUUACUUCUGUGACGCUUUCUCUUUUGUCUGAAGUCUUCAGGUUGACAUAUUUUCCUGUUGAUCCUCCGGGAAUAGGUAAGCCCAGCUUUCAGUUUCAGUAUCUCCCUUCAAGGAUCACUGUUGAAGGGCUUUUAUCCCAAGGGACUUUUUCAGUUGGGAUUUGCUUAAAGUGACUUCUCUGAUGUUGUUUCUUUGAUUAUAUUUACCACCAGUAUUAGUGGAAAAGUGUGCCAUGUUACUUAAUUCUCUAUACCUCCAGUGUAGCUCUUAAAACUAACGUGUGUGUGUGUUUUAAUUUUUGUUGCUAUUUUUAUUUUUUAUUUCUAUUACGGUUUUCAUUAUUAUAAAAGUAGUGAAUUAUCAUUGUAAAAUUUCAAACAAUGCAGAAGUGUAUGAAUUUAAAAAUACGAGCACUCCCUUCACCCUACGCCAAUUCUGCACCCCCAAGGUAAACGUAACAAUUUGAUACAUACUUUCCAGAUAGCUUUUCUAUGCACAAACAUACUUAUAUACUGCAGUGUAGCUCAUGAAUUAAAUUUGUUUAAUGUUUGUUUUAAGUCCCCGUUGUUUUGUUUAUUUUGCUCAUUUGUUCAUUCGAAAAGGAAAACAGGGAAGGGAAUUAUCUUUAAGUAUUUUAGAAAUUCAAGACUAGCAUAUAUUAUUUUGCAGAAGUCGUUUUCCCUCAUUGGGUAUAAUGUUGUAAUCAAGGU